Drosophila bipectinata is the source of this 606-nucleotide messenger RNA. It is a transcript of the gene Nedd8, whose product is annotated as Nedd8 ubiquitin like modifier. Gene Ontology annotation, cellular component: cytoplasm; nucleus. The record is from RefSeq and is a predicted model, not a curated record. Gene Ontology annotation, molecular function: protein tag activity; ubiquitin protein ligase binding. Lineage: Eukaryota; Metazoa; Arthropoda; Insecta; Diptera; Drosophilidae. Gene Ontology annotation, biological process: modification-dependent protein catabolic process; protein neddylation; regulation of proteolysis.
GGCGGCCAUCUGCGGUACCAGGUGGCAACGCCAAGCGAGUGACAGCAAAAAAAGCCGCAAGCAGAGUGGAAUUUCGCGAAAAUUGUAGUUAUUUUUGUAUUUUUAGAAAGCUAAACAGAAGUUUAAUCACACAACAUGUUGAUCAAAGUGAAGACGCUGACCGGCAAGGAAAUCGAGAUCGACAUUGAGCCAACAGAUAAGGUGGAUCGAAUCAAGGAGCGUGUGGAGGAGAAGGAGGGCAUCCCGCCCCAACAACAGCGUCUGAUUUUCUCCGGAAAGCAAAUGAACGAUGACAAAACAGCGGCUGACUACAAAGUGCAAGGUGGCUCUGUCCUUCAUUUGGUUUUAGCUCUGCGAGGCGGUGAUGGCUUGAUAUAUUAAUGAAAUCGGCUGCUGAAUCUUAGUGAAUUGGUAUAUAAAAAUUAAUUGAUAAUUCCCCCGGUCGCUGCGGCACGGGUUUUCAUUUUGUACAACCACUCUCCCAUAAGCUAAUAAAACCGCCAAUUCGGUACCUGUACAAUCCUUUCCGAUUUGGCUCUAAACUAAUGAGAAUUAAGAUGAUUAAUAAAAAUCAACAACUGUGUAAUUCGCAAGAAAGCUAGAAAA